GUCACAAUCCCCUCUUUUAUUCUGGAUACCUGGCUCUUGAACCACCUCAGGGCACAGCAAAAGGAUGAUGGAUGCAGUAAACAGAAGACCAAGGGGGACAUGGGAUUGAGAACCCUGGGGACUGUAGGAGGCUAGAAUAAACACCAUGCAGCAGAGCAGGAUGGAUAACCAAAGAAAGAUGGGCAAUCACAGAAAACUCACAGAAUUCACAGAAAACAUUGGACUUGCCCUGAACCUGCUUGAAGAACAUGACCCUUGGCCUGCUUAUGUGACAUACAUCUCCCCAGUGGUGCAAAGACUGAUUGAGAAAAGCAAACCAAAGGAACUGCAAUGCCCACGUGCUUCUCAGCAGAGCCAGUCAGCACUGAGGCCCAACAAGCCUUCCAGCAUUACUCAGCUCAAACGGAGAAAGUCAUCUAUGUCCUCUGGCGAAGGACUGAAGGAUGAUCUGUCACAUGCCAGGCUGUCAAUUUGGGCUCCUAACUCUGCCUUGAGUCCCACAGUUGUCCCAGAACCCAAGCACAAACAGCCCGAUUCCAGAGAAAGGCCCACAGCAGAUUUUAACAAGAUCAUUUUUUCCCGAAAGCCCAUGAUGAGGAUGGUUCCUUAUCAGCUCCUACAGUCCAGCAAGGAGAAACAUGCAAAUGCCUAGCAAGGAGUCCCUGCAGCCAUCCCUGAAGAAUGUACUGCUAUUAAGCUCCAUUUGCCACAAUUGUACCAUGUCCUGUAAGUCUAAAAUACCCAGAGGCUGGUGGAGAGAAAUCACACUAGAAUGCGGGCCAUGGGUGGGUGGGUACCUCCUUCAGCACUGCAGUCAGUUGGGCCGAGCAGUGACAUCUGCUAGUUUUCUCCCUCAGAUGCUAAAGACCUAACUGUGGAAGUAUUAGUCCAGAUCCUGGAAGGUGGCAGAAAUCAUACUAGUUACUUUACUAGAGAUAAUUUAAUAUGAAGAAUUAUUAACCAGGUAACUGAGAAAGGCAGAAAGAAAAUUCAAAGGUAUAAAUAGGGACAGCUCCUGCAAGAAGCUUCUUCACAGUUUAAGUUCUGUGGUGGAGGCAGUAAAAGAAGUUGACUGCUUGGAGAAGGGCCAUGUGGGCUGAAGCUCAGACUCAGGGGAGGGAGUGGGGAUGCUGCCCAGCUGGGGCUGGUGGGUGCCUCUGAAGGACGGUAUCCCAACUCUUAAGAAGCAGAGCUCAAGGUGUUUCUGAGCGGUCAUGUCAUACUGGUCCUGUGAGUACUGGAAAAAUCAAAAAAUGCAUUCAGAUGCUUGUAGAAGGAGCUGUCACUGCCCGGGUGAGUAAAAAGGGUCAGUAGGGAAGGCUGAUAGGGACAGGAAGCAGACACAAGGCAAACAGGAUGCAGUUGGGAAGCAAACAACCUGACGAGGAGACUCUUCCUUCUCCUUGUAGCUAUGAACGCUUCUGGUGGCACCGCCUAGGGACAGUGUGUAUCAGGGCAUAAAGCUCAAAUGUGGCUUGCAGCAUCUCAAACCUAGUAUCUCCAAACAUAGGAUAAAAGGAUGAAUUCUGAAGCGAAGAGAGAAAUAGCUUAGCAAUCAGCGUAGCAGGGGAUUGGUGCUCCAUAGGGCCCCUGAACCUAGUGUCCAGGUGUUUUUCUCUUGGAGGUCUUACAAAAUGGUAGCGGGGUCCCUGCUGAGAAAUGGAGGAGGUCCAACCUCUCCCUCCCCCAUCCCCAAUCUUCUUUGAGCUUUGCCCUGUGGAGCAGAGCUGGUUGGGAGGGAGAGAUCCCUGAGUUCCUGGCUGGACCCCAGCUGUUACUUGUCAGAUGACUGCUAUAAUUGGCCCACCCGUACUCUGAAUUGGUCCUAAAGCAAGCAACGACGAACUGUCCUCCAUUUCCCAGCAGAAAGCUGUCUUUAGACACAUGAGGAUUCUGUCAGGAUGGAAACCCAGCUGGUCUGGUGUGUGGUAUUUAACUGCUGAGCAUGGCUGACCUUGCCUGAGUUUCUGUACUGCAAGGCAGUUAAUAUCCAUGUAGCUUCCUCCGCAGAGGUGUACAGGAUCUGAUGGAAUAAUAGAUGUGUCAUUUGAAAAAUUAUAUUUCCCCCACCAUACAUAUUUUCCAUCCUAGAGUCUUAUGAAAAUGUUUACAGUCAGUUAUGGGUAUAACUUUGUAGAACUUAUCUCUGGUUCUUGUGUAUUUGUGUUGGGACAGCUGUACAAAUUAGGAGGUCUGGACCUGUUCCUGGGUUCCCAACCCUUGGCCAGAAUGAGUUCUUACAAAAAAUAAGUGUUUCCUGGUGAAUCUCUUGGUUAUAUUUUGUGUCUAUGGGAUUUUUCUAGACCUGGAAGCAGGUGAUAAAUUCCUCCAAGAUCUUUGAAAUCUCCUUUAUCUCUUUAUAGUUACUUAUACUUAACAUAUAUUUGGAAGGUAUGGAUGAUACAUUUAGAGUGUUAGAUUUAACAGAGUUGUGGAUUAUUUGGAUUAUUUCUAGCAGUUCCUUCAAGGGUAGGGCAGUAUAAUAAUUUACUGAAGUUUGCACUCUUUUUUUCUUGAAAAUUUCUAGGCAUUUAAUGGAUUUUGUAAAAGUAUGAACUACAGAUUAAAAUCAUUGUUUAUGUAUAGCAUUAUUUAGGUUAAUCUAAUUCUUAACCUAUUAAAACAACACAAGCAUAAACCAUUCACAGCUUAUGUUCUGAUGAAAAUUGUCUGCAUUUUGUGGCUCCAGUAGAGACACAUUGCCUUUUGAGGAAAAUUUAAGGAGAAAAAGCACAAUUCCUUUUGAAAUGGGGGAACUGAACCCAAUUGGUCUGGCCAGCAAGAGUCCUGCCAACCAUGACCAUAUUCACACAAGGACUGAGGAGGCUGCUGGGAAAGAAUUCUCCAGAGAUAAACAAUUGGGUAAGACCAGCUGGACACACUAAUGGUCACUGGGGGAGGAGGAUGAUCCCAAGUGACCUAUGUUAUCUGAUGCUGAGAUUUGUCUCCUGAGACACACCUUUCUGAGUGCUAUGGGCAUGGGGACCCGUGAGGCUCUAACUUGACAGGGCUCUUUCCCUAAAAUCCUGGAAGGCCCAGAAGUACUAAAAAAAUGUGAGGGGCCAGCUUAUUGGCUUCACAACCCACCAUCUCAUAUGUCCCACUGCCCUAGUUAACAAGAAAUAGCCAGGUCUGGUGGAGCCCAGUGAGCAUUUGGCAGGAACAACUUUGUUCCUGAGAGUCAGGGAGACAUCUCUGGUGCACCCUGAAAUAGGCACGGAGCCCUUGCUGGGGCCUGUGCCCCGACACAAGCAGGCAGGGCAUGUGUGGAGUGGAAUGCAGAUUAUUCUCGUGUAAUCUCAUCUGCCUAUCCAAGCUGGAGAGGCCUGGAGAAUCUCAGGUUACUUUGGACAUAUUUAACUUCCAUCUUGGAGAGAGGAUUGGCUUUCUCUGAUAUUCCACAGCCCCCCAACCUCUUCUUAUUUAUGUCUUUUGCAUAUGGCAUUUUCUACUUGGCAAGAGAGCUAUUAAGUCUCUCUGCUGUCAUAGGUUUAUGAAAUACCAGAAUACGCAUUUUGUCAGCCUGUCUGUGUUGCUCUGUAACUAAGGCUCUGCUGCAACACAUAUCGAGCAGCUGUUUUGAGCAGAUUCUUUGGCUCCCCUCACACAGUAUGGUAUUUACCCAUUUGCAGAUUCCAUGGUGGAUGUUUGAACAGUUGAUGUUUAACUUCAGCAACUCCCGACUGAGCCUGCUGGUCAUUCUCACUCUGGCUAGGACUAUUAGGACAUCAAACAGGUCCACAUUUUUGCAAACUCCCUGGUGUGGCCCGAAAGCACAUCUUGUUGGGGAUUAAGCUGCUCAACAGAUAAGAGGCUCCUGGAGUCUUCAUGGAGGUAACAGCAUAAACAAAGGCACUGGUGCAGGUGUGGGGAAGCUAGAUGUUUGAGGGUGGCCUGGAGCCCUGAAACUGGGAACAGGGGGCUAGCGUGGGACUUAAGAAAAGGUUGUAGACUUUAUUAGCAGUAAGUUUAGAGCCUUACUGGGAUGAGCUCAAAUCCUGCUCUUCAUUUUGUUAGCCGAAAAUCCUUAUGGAGGAGGAAUAAAUGCCACAUAAGUUCACAAGCACAGGGAAAACAAAAUGACAACCCUGAGGCAGGGAUUUUGAUCCCUGGUAAUUUGGAGUAGUGGAGAAGUAACAUGAAGCAGGGAAUACAGCACAGGACAAAGUCCAGACCCCUGAGCUGGGAUCCCAGCUAAGCUUGAUAAUGCUUCCUUGGGGUAGAAAACUAUAGUUUUUCUCGUGUGUCAACGGUGGCUUUGAAAAGAUUGUAAAAGUGCUUUGUAGGAUGUCAGCACAAACAUGCCCACCUGCAUCAUGUGUCCUUGAGUCCUUCCAUCCUAGGAAUCUCCACAUUUCCAGGCCAAAGAGCCGGAGCCUGGAUGUUAUCAGUGCCAGAUAAGAACAGACAGCCUGAGAAGGGGUUUGGAAAGAGGUAAACAGUGACCGGAGAUUUACUGGGAUCUGAUGUUGUCAGAGCCUGAACUGAAGCUCAGGGCUGAGUUUCUGUUGGCCAAGUUAUCACGGAAAUUUUACUCUUUCUCUUUUCUCCUUCUGCCUGGUUACAUCUCUUACCAGUAACCCCAGGGCUCAACCAGUCACGUAGUACUUGGACAGGAUGAUGUCUCAAGCCAGUAGGGCAUGGCUGGACUGGACAUUCGAAUGUAUGUAGCAUUUUGUGUAAUGUGUUAUGCAGAGCCCGCAGGGCAUGCAAGAAUACUCCCCACUGCUACCCCAUUCUUGACCCUGGCCAUACCUGAUUGCUCCAUGGGGCAAGGCAGAAUAUAAAGAUGAGGAUCUGUCUCCCUGUUGACACAAAGUGUUGGGUAACAGCAUGAAAAAGACUUUGAACUUGGUGUUUAGACCUUAUCUCUUCUAUCACUUGCUAUAUUCUGGGAUCAAUAAAAAUUCCUCCCUGACCCAUGCUUUCUAGAAAGCAAGAAUUGCUGGGGAGCCCAGCAAGGAUUGAUGUAUCCAUUUAUCUCAUCUUUAGAUUCGAUUGUAGACUAUUACAUUAAUUUUGGCAGACAAAAAAUAGGAAGCCAUGAUAGUUCAGGAAAGUUAAAAGUGUGACCUCUGGGAUCACUUUUGUACAUAUGCCACGCAGGAGGAUUUUUGUGAAGAGCUAAGUUAGGACAACAUCAUGUUACGGCUGAAGGGAAGUUGGCCUGAGUGCAUCCAGCUCUCCUCCCACACUCCUGGAGCUUGUCCAUGUCCAUUUUUUACUGCCCAGAGACUUAAGAGUCAUGCUUACCUAGCUGACUAUUCUUGAAUUAGGGGAUCCCCUUUAGGAUUGGGACUGUCUUAGUUAUUUUAUGCUCAUUGCUGAGACAAAAUACCUGAUGCCCAAGCUGGCAAAGGAAAGGUUUAUUUCUUACAGUUUUUUGGAGGUUUCAGUCCACACUCAGUUGACUCCCAGGCAGGCGGGCAUGGCUGGGCUGCCAUUCAUGGCGGCUGCAAAUAGCAAUCCCGAACCGUCAAAGAGCAAGACACACCUUCUUCCUGCCAUUACAUCACGUCUUGGCUCCACCCCUUUGUGGGUGGAGCACUGACACCAUCAAUCCAAGCACUACACAAUGAACCAUCACAAAUGCACAGUGCAAACUCAUGAGGCCUGGGGGACACAGACAUAAACCAUGACAGGGACUCAGACCCCUUACCUCCAACUGCAGGCUGCUUUCCCUACUUUUGACCUUCUCAGUGACAAUCCUGCUGGUGUUCAAGCAGGGCACAUGUGUUCCAUGGGUGGCUGCUGGUGCCAGUGUCAAUAGUGAGUUAGCUUCAGUAGAGACCCCUCUUAAUGUAGCCACUUUGCACUGUGCCCCUGGACCUGAGGCUAAAUAUGCCGUGAGCCUCGACAACAAGGCUGGCCACAUUCACUGGCACUUCCCCAAAGCCCAGUCUAUGCCUGGCACAGGCUUGGUGCUCAAGUAUUUAUUAGGCAAAUGAUUUAUGAGAGCAAGUCCUAUUGCCCAAAACAAAAUGCACUGGGAAGAGGUUUCUUUCUGAAUGUUCUGGGGCUGGAAAAGCACUUGGUUUUUGUAUAAAUUUUGAAACACUGAAAAGAUAGCCUUGCUCUGAAGAUUCCUUCUAGUCAUGACGGUAUGGUUCAAAUACAGUAUUCAGUAGGCACCUUUUACGUGCCUUGCUUUGUAGUGUGUCAGAAAGAUAGAAGGAGCUAGAGGCAUAAUCUCAUAAAAGAUGUUUUUCUGUUCUUUUAAAUCCAUACUCACCUGGUGGAAUUCCAAGUCAUGGUUUUUCUGGCCUUUAUCAAAGGGACAUAACUUUAGAGCUCCAACUUGUUCUUUUGUUCUGGUAUUUGCAGCAUGCUGACAGGAAUCCAGAAAACAUGCACCAAGUGCUGGCUUGUGCCAUGCAGCAUGCCUGGUGCCCAGUCAUGGACAUGGGAGAUGCACUCAAGUUUAUAUUUUGGCAGUGGGGGACGUGAGGCAAGUACAUUACUAAGCACAGUUGUGAUACAUGUUAUGCAGAAACCUGAGGCUCUUUGAGAGUGUGUUUGCUUUAGUCUCAUGACCUGCUCUGUCAUCUCAUGAAAAGGGGAUUACGGAAGGAGGCAGGAUUAGUAUCAGGACAGCUGCUCAUAAAAGAGAGUGAGGUCAUGGUGAGUUUUUGGCCAAGUCGAGUUUUAGUGGCCUAGUGAGUUGUUUUAAAAACUUCUACAAAGCUGCCGUUAGUUACAUCCAGCCCCAGCUUACAUGUUUGUUUCUGUAGCACCAUGGAGUUGAUUUCCUAGCUUGGCUGGGCUUCAGGUGAGGGCAUCUUACUCUAUACUCCGGUGAACACUUAGAGCAGCGCACACUGUUCUAGGGCCAUUACUUUCUGCUUCCCUUUCUGUCCUGGAAUAUUGAGCUGGGUGGCUACAAAGGAGACCUUGAGGCCCCUUGAAUGACCUCUUUAAUCCUGGGACAGAUGCCAGGUCUAAGCCUUCAACAUCCAGCUGAGCCCCACCUCAGUUCCCUGGUUCUCCAGAACAAAAGGAUCAGGCUGUCCUCCAUUUCUUCUCUACAAUAGUCAACUUCUGCUUUUUUUUAACUUUCAUUUCCAAAUUUUUGUAGGCUCUCUAGGGCGUGGGGGUCCAUUAACAUCACCCUUUAUCUCCUUACUUCUCUGGAUUAUAUCCAUCUAGUUCCUCCCAUUCUUUUCUGCUUUCUCCUGAUUCAUCCUGUCCUUCUUCCUUCUCUCUCUCCUUCCUUGGUUGUCUCCCUCCUGCCUUUUACUGCUUUUUCUAGCUUUUGAUACUUAUUAUUGAUUAAUUUUUAUAAUUGCAAAAGUAAGUGAUAUGUGUUGAAAGUAACUUUGGUUUUCUUAAAUUAAAAGUGUCCAAGACACCCUGAGUCUCGAAAGUCAGGUUGAUCAUGCUCCUUUACUACUCUGAUACCAAGAACAGGAACCUCCAUUCUGAGAACAAAAGGAGGUUUCCAAGUGCCUUCUGGGAAGCCCCCCAAAAGAUUUGCAUAUUUCAUGCAUGUAUUCUAAUGGUUGCCUGUCGCUCAGACCAUCUAUCUCAUUCAAGAGAGAUGCUUCAUAGCUGCCUUGAUCCACCCACCAUAGCUGUAGGGUUCUGUGCAGCUUCUCAAAGCAAAGAUUUAUAAGGGCCAACAGAUCUUCUAUAAAGUCUUUGGGAGAAGCACAGUAAAUUACAUUUGCUACCAGAAGUAGCCACUCUUGGGAUGGGGUGAGCAAUCUAAAUUUGAUUUUUGCUUCCUGGUGAAUACCAGUUUUGCCCCCAGUACGGAUCUCAGGACAGUCAAAUUAAUUUAUUAAUUAAUUCCCCGUUCAUCUUGGAGACAUUUGAACCACCUCCAUCUUGCAUUUAUUGAGUAACUUCCCUAUUUUCUUGAUUAUAGACAAAUUCCACUGGGAACACUCAUUGCUUCAUCCGUGAGAUAUAUUUAGUUCUCUUGACCUAGAAAAGACAUUCAUGAUAUUCAACAAGAUGUUUCCUGUUGCCUGCCUUGGCCAGUCUGGAAUAACAGUGCAUCUGGGGCUUCAAAGUCAUUUAGUAGAGCUGAGGAGUCCUAACUGGUCUUCUUUAGGGUUCUACUUCCAGAAUGUGAGAAUUUGUACCUUUUGACCUUGUAGGUAGCUCAGGCACACGCAGCACCUUCACGCCUAGCCCACCAUCACCACCAUCUCCAUCUCUAAACUGCCAGGGCUGGAGCCUCCACCCUGCAUAACCAUUACCUCCACACCACUGCCACCAUCAACAACUCUACCUACAUCACCAGGACCACGACCUCUGUCUUGAUCAUCAUCACCAGGACAGCUGCCUUCAGUACCACCACCUCCACCACCUCUGUGUCCCCCUCCACCAUCACCACCUUUACCACUUCUGUUAGCUGCUAGGAAGGUAAUUUAGAGGGCAAUCACCUAUGCUUAUGGGGGGCUAGGUAAGCUAUUGCCCCUUUAGAUGACUUUUUAAUCCUCCUUCGAAGUUUUUUUAUUAUUCUUUUUCAGAUAGAGCCUUCCAGAGAAACUUACAUGUCACCAGCUAAAAUUUCAGUCACCGUAGUGCACUCUUUUUAGAUGACCUAGAGUCAACUUUGCUUAUUGUAAUAUUAAUUCUCUCCCAGAGGCAUUUUCUUCUGCCACUUUUUUUUUUAGAUUUUUUUUUUAUUUUAAAGAGAACAAAAGAAAAUAGAAUGAAACAAAACAAAUCAGAAUAGGAAAAUACAAGCAACCCGGCACUUCACAACAAAACAACUGGACAUCAACAGUAGCUAACAUAAUGUCUCUUUUAUUUGAAAUAGUUGAGCAUACCUUCACACACAGUAAUAUCAAACAUAACAAUAUAGUAAAAAAAUUCAAAAGAAUGAAAGCAUUAUAGGACUUCAAAACCAAAUAACAGGAAAUGAACAAUGGAUGCUAUAAUACCUCAUUUUCCUAAAAAAAUUUGUCUAUAACAUCACACAUAAUAAAAUCAAAUAAAACACAACAGAAUAGAACCAAUCGAAAUAGAAGAACAAAAGCAUGGUAGGACUUCAAAACAAGAUGAUAAUAAAUUAGCAAUAGCUACCAUAAUGUCUUGUUUUCUUCAAAAUAGCAUUCAUACCAUCUCACAUAAUAAAAUCAAACAAAACCAAAUAAAAUCAGAUCAAUGAAUGAAGGCAUUAUAAGACUUCAAAACAAUAUAAUAGGAAACCAUGAUUACCAUAAUAUUUCCUAUUAUAUUCAAAAUAGCUGCCCUUACCAUCUGAAAGCAUAAAAUCUAACAAAAGACAGAACAAAGCCAAAUCUAAUAAAAUUAUGUAAACAAUGCAAGAGUUCAAGAUGAGACAAUAAAUUGACAGUACUUUUCACCUUUCCUUCCCUUUGCUCUUUUUUAAAAAAAAAUUUUAUUUAAAGACUAAAAAAAAAAAAAAAAAGAAAAUGGGUAGAAAUAAUACAUACUUUCAAAGAAAGAAUAAACAGUAAGAAAUCACUAGUUGAUAUUUACAUAUUGUCCUCUUACAAAUAGUUAUUCAAAGAUACGAAAAUGAAGCAUAUAAAGUGGGGUUUCAAACAGCGAGACUGCAACCAGUUCUGUUCAACAAAAAAUCACUCUGAGCAAAGAAUAAUAGUAUUUCUGGGUUUCACAUUUUGGUACCCCUGGAUCAGCACUGGGUACUGUAGUGUUUCUUUUUCUUUAAAGUAUUUGUUCAUUUCAUCAUGUGUCAUAAGAUCAGUUCUCAUAAACUGUUUAUUGGUUCUAUGCAUGCAUGAGUCUUAACAUGUAUUUCUAUCCUUUCUAUAUUAGAAGGAGGAACAAAACAAAGCAAGAUAAAACAAAACAUAUUCCUAUAAACACAUGAAAUGAAAAAGACGUAUAAGACCGCGUUAGGUGAUCUACAGUAGUUACUAUGCUUUCUCUUGUUAUUUUCAAUAGAAUUGUCUACAUCAUCUGAGAUAAUGUAAUUUAACAUAGCAUUACAUAGCUAUUUUAAUAAAAAUACAACUUUGGAGACAUUGUAGGACUUCGAAAGCAGUUAAUAAUCAAACCGGAAUGGGUAUCUUUUACAUCUUGUCAUCUUCAGAGUAGUUGCCUCUACUUGUAGACUUGAUACUAUCAAGCAUAUCAAAUUCGAAUAAAAACAGUCAAGGCCAAACAGCAGUCUGACAAACCAGCUCAAAUAAGAGCAGUCAUCGUAAGACAAUGUAAGUAAUACAGGGUUUCAGUUUAAGUUAAUAGGAAAUUAAGGAUAGUUACCGUGGUAUAACCUGCCAAUUUUGGGAUAGCUGUCUGUGCCCUCAAAUCUAAUAUGAGUAGACAGACCGAAACAAAAUAAAAUCAAACUAAACAGAGAGAUAAGACUACUGUGGCUUUUAAAUCCUGAUACACUAUUAACAAUAUCCUCUGCCUUCCUUUUUAAGGCAUUUUCUCACCUUUCCCCUUCUCAAGAUGCUUUGUAUAUUUUGGGUCCCACGAGCUCAUUUAGUUUUUAGAUUAGGAGGUCAACCUGUUAUUUAUCUGAGUAUUGCUGAACAUUUUUACCCUGAGCUUGAUCUUGAGCUGUACUCCUUUACUUACUAAAGCCACAGGUUUUCCUUCCUUCCAACUGUGUAGUUCUACACUGUCCAAAAAUGUCAUAGCUUUCCACUCUAUGUACGGCUGCUGGACGAGUUGUUCUUAUUUCUCUCUGGUUUCCUGUCACAUAUAGCAUUGUUUUCUCAUCUUUGACUUUCAGUUUAUUAAUUCUCUUUCAGGUUGAGUAUAUUUCCUAUUCAGAACAUCUCAAUGUAUCCUGCCUCCUAAUCUACUCUGCCUGUGUUUCUUUUUGUUAGUGUAUCAAGGCUAUCUAUAUUAAAGAUUAUAGCCCACCUUCUCUGCCUCAUCUCUGCUAUUCUAUUUUUCUGUUAUUAUUUGUCUGCUUUACUCCUUCAAUCCACUGUCUGCCCCGUUCAUUGAGGCCUGUCUGCCACUGUUGCUGGAAUCCUGGUAUUUUUUUCUAUUUCUCUCUAGAAUGUCCUUCAGUAUUUUUUGUAGGGUUGGAUUGGUGGUCAUGUACUCCCACAGUUCCUCCUUGUCUUGGAGAUACCUUAUUUAUCCAUUAAUCUUGAGAGGGAGUUUUUCAGGGUACAUCAAUCUGGGUUGGAGGUUAUUUUCUUUCAGGGCUUGGACUAUUUCCUCCCCAGGCUCUUCUUGAUUUGAGACUUUGUGUUGAUACGUCUGUUGUUAUUUUGAUUAUUUUUCCUUUGUAGAUGAUCUGCUUCUUUUCUCUGGCUGCUUUUAAUAUUCUGUUCUUGUGGUGGAUUUCUGGGAUCUUGAUUAUUAUGUCUGGGUGUAGAUAUGUUUUGGUUGUAGGUGGCUGGAGUUCUCUAUGCCUCAUUUAUCUGGACAUCAUUUCUUUUUCCUAUGCUUGGGAAGUUUUCCUUAAUUAUUUCUGUGAAUAGUCUUUGUAAUUCAUUUGUGGUUACUCCUGCUUCUUUGCUCAUGUUUUUUAUUCUUCAGUUAUAGAUCCUCUUGUCAUCUUCUAGCCUUUGAAUUGUUUCUUCCUGGUUCCUUAUUAUUUUUAAGAGAUCUUUUCUUUCACAAUCACACAUUCUAAAUCUCUCUUCAAGUUUUGAAAAGCUAACUUUAGUUUCUGCCAAGCAUUUUACCAGCUUUCAAUGGAGUUUUUAGUUUCAUUGUAAUCUCUUUGGAUCUGUUUCCUGUAUUCUAGGUUUUGUUUAUAUUCUUCAUCAAAGGUUUCUCUCCCUUUUCUGGGUUCCUCUGUUCUUCCAUCUGUGUUUUCUUAAGAGGGGCUUAGCAUUUCUUUAAUUAAUCUUUUUAUAUCUUGCCUCACUUGGAUUAGAAUUUGAGUUUUAAGUUAAUCUAUGAGGUCACAAAGGUAUUUCUUUAUGUCUGAUGAUGUUGUGGCUAAUAUUGCAUGAUUACUGCACUGGUUCUCUUCUGUUAUUUACCUGGGGUUAUUUUCCCAGUGCCAGAGGCUGGAGGUUUUUUUUUUUUUUUUUUUAUUUCUAUCUCUUGUCAUGUUUCUGGUUUCUUUCAGACAGGUGUGUUGUGGAGGUCCCUGGCCCUCUCCAUAUUGCUUAUGGUUUUUCUGAAGUGUGCUGACUGGGAUUUUGCUGCCCUCUCCAAUUUGCUGUUAUCUGAGGUACAUGCAGGGAUGAUGCAGGCUAGUCUCUAGCCUCUGAACCAGUCAACCCACAAGUGCCUUCAGGGACUUAGCCUGUGCUUUGUGGACGUCACAGGGUCAGGACAGUUUCGGUCCUGGCUAUUGGGUCCCAAUCAGGGGCAUGGCUCAGCCCAAGCAGAUCCUACCAAUCCUCUCUGGGCCAGGGAUGGCUGAUUGACACCACUGCAGCACCAGGCUCUGCCCCACUCCAAGAUGUCCGCCAGCCAGGGACACCCAACACGGGACCCAAUCUUCAGCACUCACCGGGAAUCAAUGUAGUUCUCCACCUUGGCUCCACUCCACGCUGCACCGUAUCCUCCUGCCAAGGGCCCGGGACUCACCGAUUCCCGUUAUCAGUGGCCAUGGCUUCAGCGUGACCUUGAGUCACCUGACUCCAUGGUGCUCCCAGCAUAGCAUGGACUGGUCUCAGUGCACACAUUGGCCUCCAGCCCUCCAUUUGUGUUUUUCCUUCCUCUUCCUAUUUUUCUUUUCACUUCAGUUUCCUUCUGGGUUCAUGAGAGUCCCUCUCCGCUCAUCCACCCCUCUCCAAGUUAUCAAAUUCCAGCAUCUGAACUGUUUCUCCAGAGAGCUGUCCACCCAGCAACCUAGCAAGCCACCAUCUUCUCUAAUCUCUCCUCUUCUGCCACUUUUUGUCUUUUUAUUGGUACCGGGGAUCGAACUCAUGACUGCCUGCUUCCAAGGCAGGCACUUAUGCCCCUGAGCUAAAUCCCCAGCCCCUUCUGCCACUUUUUAACACCUGCAAUACAUGAUCUUGAAUGGAGCAUGCUCAGAAAUAUGCCCACCUCUGUGUGCAAUGAUGAAUCUUUCCUAAAUAAAUAUGUAUGUUGUUUCCCAAUGUUUAUUUAUUUUCUUUUGUUGGGGGGCACUGCUUUGAGAUUUAUCCCUAGUGCUUUCCUUGGUUGAUGCAGGUAAUAAACCCUUUUAUACUCUGUUAUCUCCUGGUGAUGCCUAUUGAUGUUACACUCACCAGGGGGUAAACCCAUCAUAGUAUUACACUUCUAUCUCCAUUUCCACCUGUCCUUCCAUGCCUACUACCGUGGCCUUGAUUGCCUCUAUCCUCCCCACCAGCAUGAUCACCAUAUUUCCACCACCACAUCUACCUCACCUGUGCCACUGCCAUAGGCAUACCACCAGCAUCACUGAAAAAUUUGAUGACUGUGCAACCUUUUAUUUUAAGAACUAGUUUUCUAUAACAGCAAAUGUGCAAUUGCAAUGAGAAACCUGUUUUAUCUCACCUAACAGAACAUUCCACAUUUCUAUUGGAGGCAUUUGCAAUUAGAUUAUUUCAAUGACUUAAGACACUAAAAUAACCCCUUAUAUCCAUGUAAACACUGUCUGAAGUAUUUCCUCUCUGAACCAAAGAAAAAUUUGACUGAGAUAAAUAUUGACUUUCUAGAAUAUGGUAAUUAGAAUUAUUUUCUCCACAGUAGGUUUUUGGCCCCUUUGUUGAAGAUCAAAUAGCUGAAUGUGCCUACAGAUAUUUUCUGUCCUCUAUUCUGUUACACUAAUUCACACACUUCUUUCUGUGCCAGUACCAUGCCAUUUUUUUCACUGUUGCUUUGUAGUAUAACUUGAAGUCUGGUAAUAUAAUGCCUACUACUUUGCCUUUAUUGCCUAGGAUUGCUUCUGUUAUUCUGGGUCUCUUCCAGCCUAUUCAACAAACGAUGCUGGGAAAAUUGGCAAUUUGCAGAAGAACGAAGACAAAUAUCUUCACCAUUCACUAAACUGAACUCUAAAUGGACCAACAAUCUCAACAUUAAACAGAAACAUGAAUCUACUGGAAGAUAAAAUAUGUAAAAUACUUGAGGUCAUAGAUGUAGGUAAGGACUUUUAGAACUCCAAUUGCAUAAGCAAUUAUGGCAAGAGCAGUAAAUGGGAUUAAAAAGCUUCUGCACAGAAAAGGAAACAAUAAAGAGACGAUAUAUGGAACAGGAACAUUUUUUUGCUAGAUGUUCCUUAGAUGGAGGAAUGUAUAGCUAGAUAUAUACUAUAUAAAGAACUCAAGAUAUUAGCAACCCUGAAAUACAAGACCCAAUCAAGAAAUAGGCAAGUGAACUGGAUAGACAUACAGACGACAUCCAGAUGGCCAACAAACAGAUUUUAAAAAUGUUCAACAUUUCUGACCGUUAGAGAAAUGCAAAUUAAAACAGCGUUAAGAUCUCAUCUCACACCACAAAGAAGGCAGUCAUCAGGAAGGCAAAGAGUAGCAAAUGCUAGCAUGGUUGCAAUGAAAACCCUUCUACAUUGUUGGUAGCAAUGUAAACUAGUAACGAUCAUUAUGCAAAUCAGUAUGGAGAGUUCUCAAAAAACUAAAAUUAGAAAUUUCAUUUCUUCCCCAAAGAGCUAAAGACUUCAUAUUAAGGGGACCAGGGCAUGUCAGUGUUUAUAGCAGCACAAUUCAUAACAGCUGAAUACUAGAAAGAGUCUGUAUGCCCCUCAGCAGAUGGGUGAAUGAAGAAAAUGUGAAGUCCGUACAGAAUGGAAUGACUUGGUGCAGGCAUUUGGUGGGAAAUAAAUCCUCCUAGAAAAUAUAAUAUUGCUUGAGAAGCAUCAGUCACAAACACUUACACAUCUUAUCUCCCAUUUUUAAUAAGGCAAAGUACAAACAAAGAGUAAAAUCUAGGAGAGGUAGAAGAAAUCAAAGAAAUAGACCUUUUGCAAAUGAGAAGGGUUCCAGAAAAAUGAGAGUGAGGGAAGGGGAAAUAAAAAGAUUUGAGAGAUAUCAUGUAUAGGUACCAAAUACUUGCAAUAAAUGUAAAUAUUAUAUGUCAUAAACGUAUUAAAAUAAUAACAAUAACAUGGAAAUGGGGAAAAAGAAUUUAUUUUUAUUUUGAAGGUAGUAAAAUACAUCAGAACAAGGCAGAACAAAGCCAAUCAAGACAAUGCAGUGAAACUGGUACAGAAUUUCAGAGCAGGGUACCGGGAUAACAGUAACAGGUACCAUAGUAUAUCUUGUUAUCUUCACAAUAGUUGUCUAUUCAAUCAGGUGUAGCAAAAUCAAACCAAAUACAGAACAUUAUAAAACCUAUCAGAAGAGAAUAUUGAAUAGAGCAAAACAAUCAGAACAAAGCCAAUGGUGGAAACAAUAUUUGCCUUCAAACAGAAGAUAGAAGGAAAUCCCCCUUAUUUGCUAUAUUGCACAGGGUCAUCCUCCUAAGGGAUGCUCGGACCUCUGGCCCCAGGUCAGCAUAAUCAACUCAACAAUACAAGGAUAAAUGCCUUAGUUACUAUGAACUCCAGCUGUCCUUGACACCAUCCAGUUGCUAACAGGAGAUGGGGGGAUACAGGACGUUUGAUUCGCAGCCCACACUGGUAGGCUCACGGGAGACCCUGACUUGUUUUCUCCCUGGUGUGCCCACUGCUUGCUCCCCGCACCACUUACCAGGGAGGAGGGCUCCUUGCUUUCUUGCUCAGCUCCCCCAAAUUCCAACAUGGCUGGAUCUCGAGAGAUGCUGACUUGUUCUCUUCCUGGCACACCCUGGGGAAAGGGAAUUUAAAGAUGGAAGGAGGGAGGUGGGUGAGAAGGGAAAGGAGGUUAAAAAAAGACACUGUGUGAUGUACAUGUACUUACUCCCUUAAAUGAAUGAAGCUUAAUGUGCUGUGAACAUGUGCUAAUAAAAUAAAAA
Cavia porcellus (domestic guinea pig) is the source of this 15762-nucleotide messenger RNA. It is a transcript of the gene Cdrt4, whose product is annotated as CMT1A duplicated region transcript 4. NCBI's taxonomy places the organism in Eukaryota, Metazoa, Chordata, Mammalia, Rodentia, Caviidae. The record is from RefSeq and is a predicted model, not a curated record.